AUGACACCUGCAGACGCACCGCCGCCGAGCGGUGCUAAUACGCCGCGUCCGCCAUUUUUUGGCGCGCAUUUUCGACUCAAUUGGCGUCUCCCAUUGUUGCAAGCGCUCUCCAACCCAGUCCAGAUUACUAACACUAAUAACAUUUCGCAAGCACUGUUACCGGACUUCUCUAUGACUUCUAUGCAGGUGGAGGCAACAAAGAGCGAUACAAGUAGUUGGUUCAGUUGGGGUAAAUCCUCCUUAAUGAGACUCGCUGAAGCCGAAGCACGGCUUUUUGCGACGUUUGGUGCCCAGAUUCUCUCACGAUUUGUACCGAUUCGGUUCAAAGGCAGCGAUAUAUAUACUGUCACUGUAGAACCGACCCAAGAGAAGAAAUCUGAAGAGCCGGUUGUUUUGGUGCAUGGAUUCGGAGCUGGUGUAGCUGUAUGGAGUGCGAAUAUAACUUCGCUGGCCAAGCACAACGUUGUACAUGCAUUCGAUCUUCUGGGUUUUGGACGUUCUUCACGCCCACGCUUCAGCAAUGAUCCGACGUUGGCCGAGUUAGAAAUGGUGGAGUCCAUUGAAGAUUGGCGAAAGUCGAUGGGCAUAGAGAAGAUGUAUCUUGUCGCUCAUUCAUUUGGCGCCUACCUAGCGUCAUCCUAUGCUCUCGAGCAUCCUCAUCGUGUAAAGCAUCUUGUACUCGUUGAUCCAUGGGGAUUUCCAGAGAAGAUUGCACCAACAGAAAAACAGAUUACGCCGUAUCCAUGGAUGGUGUUUAUAGGAGGAGUACUGUCUUACUUCAAUCCCUUGGCCACACUGCGAGUUGCAGGGCCAUAUGGUCCCACAAUAGUGAAGAAGCUGCGCCCGGAUCUCUCUCUCCGGUAUAAAAGCGAAAACCCCGACGACAUCUACGAAUACUUAUACCACUGCAAUGCCCAGAAACCCACUGGGGAAACCGCAUUUAAAGGAAUGACUUUGCCGUUUGGAUGGGCGAAGCGUCCCAUGAUGAAAAGAUUCAAUGGUAUUGACGAUAGCGUUCCUGUGACAUUUAUUUACGGCAGUAAGAGUUGGAUAGAUCCUGGACCAGCGUUUGACAUUCAAGCGCAGAGAAAUGGAUACGUUGAUGUGCAGAUUAUUCGAAAGGCGACUUGGACAUCAUGUAUAUGCAGCCGCAACGCGAAGACGCUUUCAAAUGAAGUGGUAAUGUCGGAGAAGAAGGUGCUCACCGCUGACAAGGAGCUGUUUCUCCGGCAUGCGACAGUUCUUUAUGAGACAUGGAAUAAAGGUGAAGAUGGACUUGGUGAAGUAGAUGCAUUGGUGGUUUUAGUUGGUCAAGAUGAAGGAGCGGUACAGUACUCGAAAUCGAAAGCGUUCCAGAUAUGGAUGCUGAAUACGGAGCUGUUAGAUACACUGAUGUUAUUUACUAAAAAAGGAAUUUACGUCUUAGCAAGCAACCGGAAGGCAGAUUACUUCAACAGUGUGAAGUCGGAUGAAUUCAAUGGUAUUGACGAUAGCGUUCCUGUGACAUUUAUUUACGGCAGUAAGAGUUGGAUAGAUCCUGGACCAGCGUUUGACAUUCAAGCGCAGAGAAAUGGAUACGUUGAUGUGCAGAUUAUUCGAGGCGCUGGACAUCAUGUAUAUGCAGACGCACCAGACGCUUUCAAUGAAGUAGUCCGUUCAAUAGUUACAGGCGAGAAACUAUCGGAUGCAGCUAAAAUGAAAACCACUUCUGAAAAGCAAAUCGAAGAGGAAGAGGAAAAUAAAGGUGAAGAUGGACUUGGUGAAGUAGAUGCAUUGGUGGUUUUAGUUGGUCAAGAUGAAGGAGCGGUACAGUACUCGAAAUCGAAAGCGUUCCAGAUAUGGAUGCUGAAUACGGAGCUGUUAGAUACACUGAUGUUGUUUACUAAAAAAGGAAUUUACGUCUUAGCAAGCAACCGGAAGGCAGAUUACUUCAACAGUGUGAAGUCGGAUGAGUUUGUUGGAGUGGUGCCCCCAGUUACACCGAUUCAUAGAGACAAAUCUGACAAAGAUGCGGCCAAUUUCGCAAAGCUUUUGGGUCAUAUAAAAGAUGAUGCUGGAAAUAAGGUUGGCCAUUUCGCGAAGGACACAUUCGACUCGGAUUUUAGCAACGAUUGGCAGAAGGCAUUCGCUGAUGUAGAAAAGGUCUGCGCUUUUUCUAUUGUUCCUUGGCUUGGAAUCUUGCGUUGUACAUUUCGUUCGAAAGCAGCAAGCUUAUGCUUACGCCAUGAAAGUAUAACCGUUCAGGUGGACGUAUCUGGAGCUUUCGUUCACAUUUUCGCCGUCAAAGAUGAUCCUGAACUGGAAACUUGUCGAAGUUCAGCUACAGCUUCGGUAAAUGCAUGGAGUUACGCACGAAAGAAGUUCAUCGAGGCUAUUGAUCAAGAGAAGAAAGUAAAACACUCACGUCUUGCCAAUGAAAUUGAUGCCGAAAUAGGUUCAUUGAAAGUGCAGGGACAAUUAGCUAAGAACAAAACUAUUGAAACUUGCUAUAAUCCCAUCAUUAUGAGUGGUGGCAAUUAUUCACUCAAAUGGAGCACAGAGAGUAACGACAAACUUCUCCACUACGGUGUUAUUGUGACGUCACUUGGAGCUCGUCUUGAGAACUACUGUACUAAUCUGACUCGUACGUUGAUGGUGGAACCGUCCAAAAAUUUGGAAGAAGCGUACGAAGGUCUCCUUGCUACUCAAAUGGCAGUGAUAGAAGCGCUAAAACCUGGCGCGAAAUUGAGUGAUGUCUAUGCAGUGGGAGUGAAGACGUUCCGUGAGAAAUGUCCCAGUAUAGCUGAUAAUCUCUACAAAAAGGAUUUCGGAUUUGUUACUGGUAUUGAAUUUCGUGAAGGUGGUUUAACGAUCAGUCCAAAAUGUGAAGAGAAGGUUCGUGCUGGCAUGGUUUUCAUUGUGUCCGCAGGGGUUGAAAAUCUCACCAACACAAAAGCGAAAGACGACGCUGGAAAGAACGUCACAAUCGCUCUUUCUGAUACUGAAAACACUGAAGUGCUUGGACGGGGGAAGCGUAGCGUAGUGCUGUCGGAUCAGACACGAAAUAAAGCCACAAAUGAGGACAAACGAAAAGAGCACCAGAAGAUGUUGGCACAGCAGCUGAACGACGCUGCUCGUCAACGUCUUGCUCAAGCAAGUGGAUCAAGUGAAGCUAAGAAAAUCAAAAAAUCGAAUGUGUCAUACAAGUCCUACGACAAGUUCCCAGUAGACACAGAAAUCAAUAAACUCAAUAUUUAUGUUGACAAGCGCCACGAUACCAUCAUUCUACCCAUCUUUGGUAUACCGGUUCCUUUUCAUAUUUCUAUGAUAAAGAAUUGUUCUCAAUCCGUGGAAGGUGACUUUACAUAUCUGCGUAUCAACUUCGCUCAUCCUGGAUCGCAAAUUGGUAAAGAAUUGGCACAGUUCCCGAAUCCGCUCGCUACUUAUCUCAAAGAGCUCACGUAUAGGGCUAGUAACGUAAAAGAACACGGAGAAGUUGCUGCCCCAAGUAAUAAUUUGACUACCGCUUUCCGACUUAUUAAAGAGAUUCAGAAACGAUUCAGGACUGAAGAGGCAGAAGAGCGUGAAAAGGAAGGUGCUGUGAAGCAAGAUAAACUGAUUCUGAGUACUGCAAAAGCCAACCCUAAAUUGAAAGAUCUAUUUGUGCGGCCAAAUAUUAUCGCGAAACGUAUCUCGGGAUCGCUGGAAGCGCACAUAAAUGGUUUCCGUUACACGUCCCUUCGUGGAGAUCGAAUUGAUGUGCUCUACAAUAACAUCAAACACGCUUUCUUCCAACCGUGUGAUAAUGAAAUGAUCAUUCUGUUACACUUCCACCUAAAGCAUCCGGUACUAUGGGGAAAGAAGAAAUACAAAGAUAUUCAAUUCUAUACUGAAGUCGGUGAGAUCACUACGGAUCUUGGGAAAUACCAUCAUAUGCAGGAUCGUGAUGAUGUGCAAAGUGAACAGAUGGAACGCGAGAUGCGGCGAAAGUUGAACCAGACGUUCCAAAACUUCUGUGAUAAGGUGGUGAAACAGACUAACGACCAGUUCGACUUUGACGCUCCGUUUAGUGAGCUCGGUUUUCUUGGUCCACAUCGCUCCAGUUGCACUCUGAAACCUACCUCAUCGUGCCUGGUGAACCUCACGGAAUGGCCACCAUUCAUCGUAACUUUGGACGAAGUGGAGCUGGUACACUUCGAGCGUGUUUCUUUCCAACUGAGAAGAAUUUCGAUAUGUCGUAAAACUCAGAUGGUGCAGCAAAUUCCGAUGAGUAGUCUAGAUAGCGUAAAGGAAUGGCUGAAUACCAGUGAUUUGCGUUAUACUGAAGGAAUACAGUCUUUGAACUGGCCGAAGAUUAUGAAGACAAUUACGGAUGAUCCGGAAGAAUUCUUUGAAACUGGAGGAUGGAAUUUCCUUGCUAACGAUUCGGAUGCUGAUGCUGAGCCAGAGGAUGAAAGUGAAUCAGAAGAUGCGUACACACCUAGUGAGUCGGAAUCAGGUGAAGACGAAAGUGAUGAGGAUGAGAGUGAAGUUGAAGCAACAUCGGAGGAGAGUGAAGAAGAAGGUUCGCUAGAUUCCGAUGAAUCUGAAGGGAAAGACUGGUCAGAUUUGGAGGAGGAAGCGGCUCGAGCAGAUAAGCGAAGGGAUAUCGAAGAUGAAAGAGGUGGUGGCGAUAGGCGGCACAACGACAGGGACCGAGAUCGUAAAAGACAUCGCGAUAGGCACAGCGGCUCUAAAGGUGCUCCUCCUGCGAAAAGACAUAAGUGA
This is a messenger RNA of Cooperia oncophora, 4746 nucleotides long. NCBI's taxonomy places the organism in Eukaryota, Metazoa, Nematoda, Chromadorea, Rhabditida, Trichostrongylidae. The record is from the annotation of a GenBank genome assembly.